Molecule: messenger RNA, 3016 nt
Organism: Rattus rattus (black rat)
Lineage: Eukaryota; Metazoa; Chordata; Mammalia; Rodentia; Muridae
Gene: Tmem38a
Product: transmembrane protein 38A
Exons: 6
Coding region: 951-1847 (298 amino acids)
Biological process (GO): potassium ion transmembrane transport
Cellular component (GO): membrane
Molecular function (GO): identical protein binding; potassium channel activity
Source: RefSeq, a predicted model, not a curated record
AGGGAGGAUGUGGCGUGAUGUCACCUACAGGGCGGAGCUUGGGUUGCACGCGCAUGCGCAGUGUCGCGUGUCACAGCUGAUCCCUGCUGUUGCUUCUGAUCUGGCGUUGACUGGGCUUCAGGUUCGCCAUCUACAGAAAUUGCGCCCUUGACCCCCGAGCCGCCCGGAAACGGCUUUGAUAGGGGCGCGGCAGAUAACUGAACUCCAAAAGGACCCCUGUUGGGUCCCCACGGAGAACUGCGAUCCCGGCUCAGUGUGCAUAGAGUCAGGAUGUACCCCCGGCCUGGGUUGUACCCGCACGGACCUCCCUGUUCUGACUCGAGUAGCCCCCAUGGAAAAUGAGGGUCCUGACCAAACAGACCUUACAGAACAUGAGGCCUGGGUUAAGGUCUAUAGAGGAUGGAUCCUAACUUGUGGAGUUCCGUGAAGCGGGAGUGUCCCUUAACCACGGUCUGGGCUGGGGUCCACAAAGAGGAGGGCUCUGACUUGUGGAGCCUCUUAAAUAAAACCAAACAGGACGUGAGGGUUUGAAUUAAGGUUCUCUGUGGGAAGCAGGGUUCUUGUGGGAGACACGGGCUCCUCAGGAAUGAAAGAUGAUAUUAGCUGAGAUCUUCCGAGGGCGUGGGCUUUGAGGGGAAUAGGGAUCCUGAUUGGAUUAGUCCCGCGGAAAAGGGACACGGUUCUAACUAAGUAGAUGUACAAAGACAAGGUUCCCUCUGUGUGCGCUGGAUGCACGGGAUAGAUCCCUUUUGGCUCAGUUGACCAGGUUCUAGCGUCCCUGCAGCCCGGUGCCUUGGGCUCCAGGGUGCUAGGCGUCCCCACCGCCCCUCCUCUCCUGGGGGGCAGGCAGGGGGCGGUGCCUGGCAGUGAGCUAGGUUCAUUGGCGAGGGAGCAGUCGCCGGGCAGCGGGGCGCGGGACGCACGGGGCCGCGGAGGCGCCCUCCAUCGCCAUGGACCUGAUAUCAUCGCUGAGCCUGGGCGAGCUAGCGCUCAGCUUCUCGCGGGUGCCGCUCUUCCCUGUCUUCGACCUCAGCUACUUCAUCGUCUCCAUCAUCUACCUGAAGUAUGAGCCAGGGUCUGUGGAGCUGUCCCGGCGUCACCCGGUGGCAUCCUGGCUGUGCGCCAUGCUGCACUGUUUUGGGAGUUACAUCCUGGCCGACCUGCUUCUUGGGGAGCCCAUCAUUGACUACUUCAGCAACAGCUCCAGUAUUCUGCUGGCCUCCGGAGUGUGGUACUUGAUUUUCUUCUGUCCCUUGGACCUCUUCUACAAGUGCGUCUGCUUUCUGCCUGUGAAACUCAUCUUUGUGGCUAUGAAGGAGGUGGUGAGGGUCCGAAAGAUUGCUGUGGGUAUCCAUCACGCACACCACCACUACCACCAUGGGUGGUUCAUCAUGAUCGCCACCGGAUGGGUCAAAGGCUCUGGCGUUGCCCUCCUGUCCAACUUGGAGCAGCUGCUUCGAGGCGUCUGGAAGCCAGAGACCAAUGAGAUCCUACACAUGUCCUUCCCCACUAAGGCCAGUCUGUAUGGAGCCGUCCUGUUCACCUUGCAACAGACCCGCUGGCUCCCGGUGUCCAAGGCCAGCCUCAUCUUCGUCUUCACCAUGUUUAUGGUGUCGUGUAAGGUGUUCCUGACAGCCACUCACUCCCACAGCUCUCCAUUUGAUGUCCUGGAGGGUUACAUCUGCCCAGUGCUGUUUGGGGCAACUUGGGGAGGCGACCAUCACCACGACAACCAUGGAGCACCACAUGGCAUGGGGCUAGGCACCCAGCACUCUGGCUUGCCUGCUAAGGCCAAGGAAGAGCUGAGCGAAGGCUUCAGGAAGAAGAAGACCAAGAAAGCGGAUUAGGGUUGGCCCAGGGGUCCACUGGGUGCUUGGGAGAAGGAUAUGAACUCAGAGAAACUCAGAACUUAGGGCAUUCAGGGCUCGGAAACCCCCCUUCCCCCACCAGCCUCACCUUCCCCAACUACAAUUUGGAGCCAUCAGCAACCCCAGGGCUGAUGUGGGGUUAAAUUAAUGUGGAGGAGUUCGGUAGGAGUGGACAACCCUGCCUUCUGCCAGACUCCUCAUCAGGUCACAGGCUUUGGGGGAUACACAGUCCAGGCCUACAGGCUGGUAGGUUCUUGGUUUUCAUUCUGCGUUCUAAUUAUAUCUUGAAACCAAAACAAUUUAAAGUCCCGUGGAGACUCAAUUAUCCAAGUUCCUCCUGAGAGCCAGGAGCUGGGGUCCUGCGUCCUUUCCCACCCUCCCUAGAAUUUUAUGACUCUUGCUGGGCAUCUUCAGGCAAAUGGCCUCCCUUCUCUGAGCCUUCUGUUUCCGUUCUGUAGCACCAAGCCCCCAGGUCCUCCUGUCCGCAGGAGGUCUUUACAAUGUCAAACAGUUUAACAGUGCUAUUACGGAGGAGACUGGAGCUGGCAUGAAGGGCAGUGGCAGACUGCUUUGUAUGUCAGGCCGUUUGUGUUGGAACCCAGGUCAUCUCACUAGAUACUCAGCUGAGUAGACUCAUCUAGGGCUGUCUGUUAACGGGUGUUGGGAGUGGGGUGUGUUGUUGAGUUCCCAGCUGCCCACAGGCAAAAGAAGUGUGUGUGCCGGGCAGAGGGUCCAAGAGCCAACAGCCUUGAGUGCUCACAAUUGGGCCCCGGGUGUAUCAGGUGUCCCUCGUGUCCGAUCAGCAUAGUUCACUCAGUCAUUCAACAAACACACAGAUCCACACAUGCUCCCUGUACAGUGUUGUGCGGCUCGGAGGAGCAGUGAGCCUUGUACAGGGCAAGGGCCAUGGUCACCAAAGUCUCCAGGACGUCUGAGAGAGGUGAUCAUGGGGUGCUGCUGGUCUCAGGCUUCUGUGAGGCUCAGAUCUAGUUGGAGUACCCAGUGUUGCCCAUUUGUUGAGAAAAUGCUCCUCACAAGUUUUCCUGGAGGUAGGUCCUGAGGCUGGAAGCUCCCGGGUUUCAUCCCCUUGGUGUCAAUCAAAGCUCUGUGUGAGUGAUCAGCCAAUAAAUCUGGUGCGAGUGAAUCAA